AUGGUAUCAAAAUUGCAACAAAUGGUGACGGCGGAGGACUUGGAGAAAAAGGAUGUGGAUGCUCUUGAUAUCGACAGCAAUUCCAUGCAUUUUCCUAUCAAAGACAACAUAUAUGAUGAUUAUUUGAAUUACGUUAUCCCCUUGACUAGUUCUCAUAAUUAUGAUCACAUGUGCUUUAAAUGUGAAAAACUAAGGCAGCAAAAGCCAAUAUAUGGAAUUCAAUAUUGUCGUAGUCGAGCAAGUGACAAUGCAAAAGCGCAAAUGGUAACAAAGUCCUCAUUUUUAUAUGCAAGAAUACUCUUCAGUGCAAAUUCAGGAUGUAACCAAGUUCCAUUCAGAUUAAACCUCUCGAUAUCUCAUUCAAAAGCAAACUUUAAUAAUUUAUCAUUACCACUUUUCGCCAAUUGCAUGGUGAUUAAUUCAGAUUCAAACAGUGUUGAUUUGUCGGGUAACCCAUACUUCGCAAAUGUUAAUAUUUCAGAACAUUAUAUCAAAAAAGAACAACGGCUAGCCUUUCCUGGCGAUAGGCGUAACUUCCCUGGUUUUGAGAUACCAAAAGAUGGAAUUCUAAAACUUGCAAUAGAAACUAGUGAGAAUGUGUCACAAAGUGUUUUUCAACUUUCCUUUGAUCUUAGCGGCCUUGAAAAAGGAAAUCGGAUGAUACUUAAAUAUACAAUUUUUAAACGAACCCAAUACACUGUACAGGGAUCGGAACAUUUGAAGAUUGUUAAAUUGAAUCGAAAACUUAGUGAAAUAGAGAUCAAAGUGACCCAUUUGGAAAAUGCAUACUAUUUAUACGAUUCCGCAAAUAUGCUCUUCCAUACAAGAAGCAAUACUGCCAAUCGUUAUCGAUCACCUCUUCUUGUAAAAGAAUUAAAUUCAUUGGAUAGAAAAAAAUACCCUGAGCUUGAUGAAAAGGAUAUUUUGAUCCCUUUUAAGAUCAAGAAUAAUGUUACAAUGGUUCAAAGCGAGCAGUAUAAGCUCGAUGUUGACUAUUUUAUAAGAAAGUGCGAAUUCUGCGAUGAAUCCGACAUCCUUUAUGCAUAA
Brettanomyces bruxellensis is the source of this 1047-nucleotide messenger RNA. RefSeq lists its product as uncharacterized. Bases 1 to 1047 code for a protein of 348 amino acids. The transcript has a single exon. The record is from RefSeq and is a predicted model, not a curated record. Lineage: Eukaryota; Fungi; Ascomycota; Pichiomycetes; Pichiales; Pichiaceae.